GUAUGUGUGUAAGCUGCGAGGCAGCAGCGUGUGUGAGAACCACACGGUUUCAGUCGGCUUAAAGGAACUGCCUCAGUGGCUGAGUGAGAGUGAGGAGUGUGCUUCUGUGUUUGUGUGAGAGAGAGACAGAGGCAAUCCCUUUACGGAAGGGAGGAGAGAAGCUUGUGGAGGGAAAGAGAGAGAAGCAACUCUGUUUCAACCAGGAGGAGGACGGCAGUAACAACAACAACGCAGCGAUGAGAGGUAAACUCACUCUGCUCGCUCUGACAGCAGACUUGCAGAACUGAUGUACAGCACAGUACAGACUGUGGACUCUAAAGUAAAAUUCCAAAGUCUGUGUGUGUAUGUUUGUGUGUUUAAGACUCAAUGCCCUCAAACGCUGCUUAGAGGACUCUUUAAGAUAAAACUCUCUCAGCUGACUUUGGAGAAACGGCUCAGUCAGGUCAGUGUGUAUUGAGAUACAACUUUGCCAAAACUGAGUCACUACUAGGUUCAGGGGGUUAGACCUCAGGAGAGGCGGUGACUUUCUGUCAGGCUGUCAGGUGAAGCUGGGCACCAGCGAGCAGCGCAAUAAAGCAGCAUCACUGAACUGAAGCAGCCAGCAGUCAGCCUGUGAGGUGGAAGCCAGUCAGUGAGAACACAGCCAGGCUGUUUCAGUCAGCCACUGAGGGGAACCAUGCCAAAGGACUUCCAGACAUAAAAAAACUGUGCCCCCGUUGGGAUUGCGGUGGCAUUCAACCAAGGAAGUGACAGGCGGACAUAAACUCUCCAACCCGGACUAUCGGCGGCAGGAGCAGUGGUGGUGGCAUCUGACCACGCGUGCCACCUCUGUGUGUGGCAGGAAUGCGGCGCGACAGGAUCCUGGUGGCCUCCACGCUGGCGUUCUUCCUGGCGGUGGACGUCUACUUUGUGCUGCUGCCCAGGCUGAGGGAGAGGUACCCACUGCCCGGGGAGAGGUGCGCGUGCCCACGCCACGGCACCAACGGCACUCUAGGGGGUAACAGCAGCGCCAACGCUGCCGCCGGCCCCCUGUCGUGGGUGAGCUAUGGCAAUGGGAUUGGCACGGCGACGGCGAUGGAGGCCGCGGAGAUGGGGGGUUCCAGGCUGGAGAGGCUGUUUGCCCAUCCGCUCUACAACAUGCAGCUGCCGGAGAUGAGAGCUGAAGAGGUGCUGCUGCAGCCUGGCGAGCUCAUGGAGUACUACAGGAGGAAGGUGGCACGCUGGGAGAGGCAGCAGAGGCACUACAGUGAUGCCGCCUUGGCCGCCAACCUGUCCCUGGUUCAACAGCCCAUAACCUUUGACCCCGAGGCCAGCUGGCUGAAAUUCCACCUGGGGAUCAAUCGGUACGCGCUGUACACCCGAGACGACCCCGGCGUCGCUCGACUGCUACAGGACAUGCGCAGCAGCAUCAUCAUAAGCGCAGAUUACACUCAAGACGAGAAAGCACUGAAGGGGGUCUGUGACUGCUCUCAAGUGGUGAAGCCCAGUGGUCAUCACCUAAAGCUGGCCUUGAAGUUCCAGGAUUUUGGCAAGGCCAUGUUCAAGCCUAUGAGGCAGGAGAGAAACCAGGAGACCCCCGAGGACUUCUUCUACUUCGUUGACUUCCAGAGGCACAACGCAGAAAUCGCAGCCUUCCACCUGGACAGAGUGCUGGAUUUCCGAAGAGUACCCCCCGUGGUCGGGCGACUCAUCAACGUCUCCGGGGAGAUUCUGCACAUCACUCGUAGCGAGGACCUGAGGAGUGUGUUCUUCACCUCUCCAGCAAACAACACCUGCUUCUUUGCCAAGUGCCUGUACGUGUGCAAGACAGAGUACGCCGUGUGCGGUCACCCGGACCUUCUGGAAGGUUCCAUGUCGGCGUACCUGCCCGGGCUGAGCAUUGCCCCCCGUAUCUCCAUCCCAAAUCCCUGGAUCCGUUCCUAUUCCUUUGCUGGGAAAGAAGAAUGGGAGGUCAAUCCUUUCUACUGUGACACGAUAAAGAAGCUCUACCCCUACAACUCUGGGAACAGGCUGCUCAACAUCAUCGACAUGGCCGUAUUUGACUUCCUCACAGGGAACAUGGACCGCCAUCACUACGAAAUCUUCACCAAAUUUGGUGAUGCUGGUUUCCUUCUUCAUUUUGAUAAUGCCAGAGGGUUUGGCAGGCACUCCCAUGAUGAGCUGUCCAUUCUGGCCCCCCUGACUCAAUGCUGCACUAUCAAGCGCUCCACGCUGCUCCGCCUGCGUCUGCUGGCCCAGCCGGACCUCCGCCUGAGCGAGGUGAUGCGUGAGUCCCUGGCCGGUGACCUGCUGCGGCCGGUUCUGACCGAGCCGCACCUGCUGGCCCUCGACCGGCGUCUGGAGAAGGUCCUCCGGGUCGUGCAGCGCUGCGUGCGCAAGCUGGGCGAACGGCAGGUGGUGGUGGCCGACUUCGUGGAGGUGCCCGAGGGCCCCGCGACACAACCACCACCUCCCCCACCUCCACCGAGGAGCAGGUGACGGAGGGGGGGAUGGAGAGGUGGAGAAGAGGAGGUAAAGACGGCAAGGUGAAGAUGUGAAGAAGGGAUGAAGCUGAGGAGAGAGCAAGGAUGCUGAAGAGACUUGGAGAGCUGGGGAGAGAUGAGGGUGUCAUGGUUACAAGGCUGUGGCACCAGUCUCCUGCAGGUCAAAGUUGAGGGUAGAGAUGGGUUGGUCCAACUGAGACAAUUUCAGUACGGAAUGUAGAUUUCGGCGAAGAUUCCUUGGCUCUAACCUGUUAACAUGGGCACCGAAAAUGAAAAUCAAGAGAUAAUGCAGUCUCAACGCACACGCAACGCAGCCAGUGUGCAUAAGGCCUAAGACUGCGGUACACACAAGGAUGUAUAGACAUUGUGGAGAUGGAGCUUUGCAUGCAGUGCACUGCACUCAUCACUAAACAGAGUAGAACAGUGUGAUGAGAAAGCAGCUAUAAUUAAGGAGGACCCUUCUCAAGUGACGCUGUUCGGUUCAGGGAUGCAUGAAAUGCAGUGUGUGAGAGAGUUCAACAAGAAAGACUUCUGCACACACACACACACACACACACACACACUCACUCAUUCUCUUCGCUGCACACAACUCUGCACUCACUCACACACUCUCGCAGUCUCUCCAAAACCCAACGAGGCUAAAUGUGGCCUCCAACAAUUCCAGUACUCACUUAAAAAUAAACUUCCAAAUUUCCCUCAGUCAUCUGAAAGACACAAAACAUCUUGUGUCUAAAAAGAGACGCAACUUGGGGCGAUGGUGGGGGGGGGGGGGGG
Messenger RNA from Clupea harengus (Atlantic herring), 3257 nucleotides. RefSeq names its product FAM20A golgi associated secretory pathway pseudokinase (gene fam20a). Gene Ontology annotation, molecular function: protein serine/threonine kinase activator activity. Gene Ontology annotation, biological process: enamel mineralization. Gene Ontology annotation, cellular component: Golgi apparatus. Lineage: Eukaryota; Metazoa; Chordata; Actinopteri; Clupeiformes; Clupeidae. The record is from RefSeq and is a predicted model, not a curated record.